Messenger RNA from Penicillium soppii, 540 nucleotides. RefSeq lists its product as uncharacterized. The record is from RefSeq and is a predicted model, not a curated record. Bases 1 to 540 code for a protein of 179 amino acids. Gene Ontology annotation, molecular function: copper ion binding. NCBI's taxonomy places the organism in Eukaryota, Fungi, Ascomycota, Eurotiomycetes, Eurotiales, Aspergillaceae. The transcript has a single exon.
AUGAAAGCAACAAUGCAAUCUUUGAAGGCUCGGGGUGCCGAUGGCUUUGUGUUCGGCAUUCUGAAUGAAUCUGAACCGGGAGAAUGUGACCCGUCACAUGGCUGGAUUGAUGUUUCCCGGAAUAAGCAGCUUGUACAGUUAGCCGAUGGCCUGCCUUGUACAUUUCAUCGUGCAUUCGAUCUUAUACCCGAAUCUGAAUGGAACUUCGCUCUGUCGGACAUCAUGGACUGUGGAUUCACAUCGAUUUUGACCAGCGGUGGGCCAUCGGGUACCCAGGCGACGGAUUGCGUCCACAAGCUCGCAAUUCUGGUGGAUUGGAAUAAUAAGCAAAUCGCAAGGGCAGGAAAAAUUCUAAAGAAGAAAGUCCCGGAAAUCAUUGUUGGAGGUGGUGUGAGAGCAACGAACAUAGCCCAGCUUCGUAGGAUCACCGCUGCCUCGGUUUUCCAUUCGGCCGCUCUACGUGUCUCAAGUGAGACUGUCUGUACAAGCGAGGUGUCUAGCAUGAAGGAGCAACUACAUCGAUCGUUGGCCUGCACGUAA